AUGGCGACAACUGUUUCCUACGCCGGCGUCAACCACGCCUUUCAAGCAGGAGUGAUUAACGGCAAUAUUGAGAGUUUGACGAUCGGACAAGCGGAAUCAUUGGAUCAAGAAUGCCUACGCGCUCUGCGAACGACCGACCCUCGCCACGACAAAGAGCGCAUUAAAGAUGCCAAGGGCGGCCUACUCAAAGAUUGCUAUCGAUGGAUUCUUGAUAAUGAGGCAUUCAAACAAUGGCAACAAAGCCAGUGCGAUAGUCACCGUCUCCUCUGGAUCAGAGGUAAUCCUGGUAAAGGCAAGACGAUGCUUCUGUGUGGAAUUAUUGAAGAAUUGACGUACAUCUAUGGAGAUGACACGAUCAUCUCAUUUUUCUUCUGUCAAGCUACCGACAAUCGGAUUAAUAGCGCAACAUCCGUGCUACGUGGGUUGAUAUAUCUGCUUGUUGAGAAGAACCCGUCGCUUCGCUCACACCUGCGGUCCCAGUACGAGAAAGCUGGUAGGGCCCUCUUCGAGGACGUCAAUGCAUGGAAUGCUUUGGUUACAAUCUUUACCAGUAUCCUCGAGGACUUGUCUUUGAAAGCUACUACUUACAUUGUGAUUGAUGCACUGGACGAGUGCACGAGCGGUCUCGACUUGCUCCUUAAGUUGAUCGUCCAGAUGUCUGCCACCCAUCCACAAAUCAAAUGGCUUGUAUCCAGCCGAAACUAUGCCAAUAUCAUCAAGCGCUUGAAUUCUACUACCCAGAUAGCUCUACUACUUGAGCUUAACGAGGAAUCUGUGUCCGAGGCCGUGAAGUUCUUUAUUGAGUAUAGGGUGAACACAAUUGCUGUUGUGGAAGAAUAUAGCCCCAAAACGUGCAAUAUUGUCAAAGAGCACUUGCUGUCAAAUUCGCAGGGUACUUUUCUGUGGGUGGCCUUGGUCUGUAAAGAGCUUGAAGACACAGAAUGGUGGCAAGCCGAAGAUGUUGUUCGAACGUUCCCUCCUGGGCUUAGUGCCCUCUACCGCCAAAUGCUCGAUCAGGUUUACAAAACACGAAGUGCACAAAUUUGCAAACGGAUUUUGAGUAUAAUAUGCUCAGUUUACCGCCCUAUCACUCUAAGCGAGCUAGGCGCGCUUAUUCAAGGGCGCAUCGAUAGCCUUGAUAUUGAUGCCGUCGUACUUCGUCAGCUUAUCGGCCACUGUGGGUCAUUCAUAAUAUUACGCGAACAAAGGGUCCACUUUAUUCAUCAGUCUGCAAAAGAUUUCCUGACUCAGAAGGCAUCUAGUGAGAUACUUCCCAAGGGCACUGAAAGCGAACAUCACGCGAUCUUCUCACAGUGUCUAAUUGUUCUUAUGAAAACGCUUCGACGUGAUAUCUUCAAUCUCGGACUGCCAGGAAUUCCUAUAGAGGAUAUCAACAUUCCCAGCCCAAAUCCAUUGGCACCCGUCGAGUACGCAUGUAUCUACUGGGUGGAUCAUCUCUACGCGGGCAGGUUAAUUGCCUGGUCACCGGAUGGAAGCCGACUCGCAUCAGGGUCGGCUGAUACCACAGUCCGGGUCUGGGAUCCUAUCACGGGCCAGAAUACAUCUACUCUCGAGGGACAUAGUAGAUGGGUUACAUCGAUAACCUGGUCGCCAGAUGGAAGUCGACUUAUAUCAGGGUCAGAUGAUACCACAGUCUGUAUCUGGGAUCCUAUCACCAGUCAUAAUAUAUCUACUCUUAAGGGGCAUAGUAACUUGACAUCACCUAGGUUAAUUGCCUGGUCACCGGAUGGAAGCCGACUCGCAUCAGGGUCGGCUGAUACCACAGUCCGGGUCUGGGAUCCUAUCACGGGCCAGAAUACAUCUACUUUUAAGGGACAUAGUAGAUGGGUUACAUCGAUAACCUGGUCGCCAGAUGGAAGUCGACUUGUAUCAGGGUCAGAUGAUACCACAGUGCAGAUCUGGAAUCCUAUCACUGGCCAGAAUAUAUCUACUCUUGAGGGGCAUACUGACUCAGUUAUAUCAAUUGCCUGGUCGCCAGAUGGAAGCCAACUCGCAUCAGGGUCAGACGAUACCACAGUCAGGAUCUGGGAUCCUAUGACUAGUCAGAAUAUAUCUACCUUCAAGGGGCAUAGUGAUUCAGUCAUGUCGAUUGCCUGGUCACCAGAUGGAAGUCAACUCGCAUCAGGGUCAUUUGAUGACACAGUCAGGAUCUGGGAUCCUAUGACUAACCAGAAUAUAUCUACCCUCAAGGGGCAUAGUGAUUCAGUCAUGUCGAUUGCCUGGUCGCCAGAUGGAAGCCGACUUGCGUCAGGAUCAGAUGAUAAUAUAGUUCAUGUCUGGGAUCCUAUCACUGGGCAGCAUACAUCCACCCUUAGGGGGCAUCGUGGAUGUGUUAUGUUGAUUACUUGGUCGCCAGACGGAAACCGGCUUGCAGCAGGGUCGGACGAUGCCACAGUUCGGAUCUGGGAUCCUAGCACUGGCCAGAAUACCACUCUCGCCGGGCAUACUGACUCAAUUACAUCGAUUGCCUGGUCGCCAGAUGGAAGCCGACUUGCGUCAGCGGCGGGUGAUGGUACAGUCCGCAUCUGGAAUUCCAUCACCAGCCAAUGUAUAUCAGGUCUUUUUACCGGCCACAUCAGCUUCCUUGAAUUUGAUACAGCUGAUCCGGGCAAUAAAUAUAUCAAGUCCAACGUCGGUAUACUUGAAGUCGGUAUAUUUGACCAAAGGUCAAUGGUACUUUUAACUCGUACUUCCAGCAAUUCCGUUCAACCCUUCAAUCAAACUCGAUACGGUCUAAGCCGUGACUGUUCUUGGGUGACAUAUAACGGUCUUCACCUCUUGUGGCUGCCUUCUGAAUACCGUCCCAUCGAUACCCUUCGGUUUGCAGUACACGGCACUACAGUAGCCAUCGCCUGCUCAUCAGGCCGUGUUAUUUUUCUUGAAUUUUCAACAUUAUGUCCUAUCCCAAGCUUGUGA
Penicillium verhagenii is the source of this 2937-nucleotide messenger RNA. RefSeq lists its product as uncharacterized. The transcript has 3 exons. Gene Ontology annotation, molecular function: protein binding. Bases 1 to 2937 code for a protein of 978 amino acids. The record is from RefSeq and is a predicted model, not a curated record. Gene Ontology annotation, cellular component: nucleus; transcription repressor complex. Gene Ontology annotation, biological process: negative regulation of transcription by RNA polymerase II. Lineage: Eukaryota; Fungi; Ascomycota; Eurotiomycetes; Eurotiales; Aspergillaceae.